CAGCCCGGGUCCCAGCCCCUGUUCCCGCCCCCGCCCUGGAGUCAACCUCUUCCCUGUUUCCCUCCCCAUCCGCUGCGGGCACUCGCUUGCCUCCGGUGUGCGCGAGACUACGCCGCUCCCCAGGCACUUCAGAACAGCAGCAGCAGAAAUGGCAAGUGUGGAGCAGCGAGAGGGCACCAUCCAAGUGCAGGGCCAGAGCCUCUUUUUCCGGGAGGCACGGCCUGGAAGUGGGCAGGCCACUGGCUUCUCUGUGCUGCUACUGCAUGGUAUCCGCUUCUCCUCUGAAACCUGGAAGAACCUUGGUACACUGCACAGGCUGGCCCAGGCUGGCUACCAGGCUGUGGCCAUUGAUCUGCCAGGUCUGGGCCACUCCAAGGAAGCAGCAGCCCCUGCUCCUAUUGGUGAGCUGGUUCCUGGUAGCUUCCUGAAGGCUGUUGUGGAUGCCUUGGAGUUGGGCCCCCCAGUUGUGAUCAGUCCAUCAUUAAGUGGCAUGUACUCCCUGCCGUUCCUCACGGCCCCUGGCUCCCAGCUCCGGGGCUAUGUGCCAGUGGCCCCCAUCUGUACUGACAAAAUCAGUGCUGCGGACUAUGCCAAUGUGAAGACUCCGGCCUUAAUCGUAUAUGGAGACCAGGACCCCAUGGGUCACACCAGCUUUGAGCACCUGAAGCAGCUGCCCAACCACCGUGUGCUAGUUAUGGAGGGGGCUGGGCACCCCUGUUACCUGGAUAAGCCCGAGGAGUGGCAUGCAGGGCUGCUGGACUUCCUGCAGGGGCUAGCAUGAGGCUCAGCCUUGCAGAUGGGGGUGGACUGCCUUCCUGCCUGCCUUGGGAAUCUCUCUCUUCUCCUACAUGGGCUCUGGCUUAUGCACAUGCAACAGGUUUGUCUGUCUAUAAGUCUAUAUGGAGUCUUGUCUUUUGGGGUCUGUCUGCCUUUUUUCUGAUUUCUCUUGCAGUGACAGAUUGAGAAGGUAAAAUCAAGAGUGGGGAAAAAACCCUCAGGAAUUGAGGAACAUAACCUGGUGAAGGGUAAUUGAUGAGUUUCUCCUACAGGCUUUUCUGCUUGGCCUUAACUCCUUACUCUGCCCUGCCCUCCCCUGCCCUGCCCUCCCCUGCCCUCCCCUCCCCUGCCCUCUCCUCCCCUCCACCUCCACCUCCUUCUUUAAGCCCUACAGGCCAGCCACUCCCUCCUCCACUUCUCUAGCCCUCUUAGGCCACUUGCAUGCUUACACAUUUGAAUCUAUGUUCCCAAAUAGGACCUUUCACCUGAGAGCCAAACCAUACAGGUAUAUGUAACUCGACUGGCACGCACAUUCUCAUGUGUAGUGUGCAUUGCAUGCAUAUAACACAAGUGCUUACACAGGUACACUUCCACACAUGCAGACCUCACUGGGGACCUCACAUGCCAUCCCUUGCUGGUGACUCUCUUGCUAUGCUCAGGAUGUGGCCAGCCCGAGGCUCCACCCAUAGGUUGCAACUGGUCCCAGCUCAGAAUUGCCCCCUUCCUUCUGGGCGUUCCACACUUUCCCAGGUUAUUAGGCCUGGGUCUUCUCAGCUAAGCUUGUUUCCUGCCCUGAGGUUUGGGGGUUGGGGUAGGAAGAUGGAUUGUAAAGGUCGGUGAAAUAAAGUGCUGCAAUUAGA
Molecule: messenger RNA, 1637 nt
Organism: Marmota monax (woodchuck)
Lineage: Eukaryota; Metazoa; Chordata; Mammalia; Rodentia; Sciuridae
Gene: Abhd14b
Product: abhydrolase domain containing 14B
Exons: 4
Coding region: 149-781 (210 amino acids)
Cellular component (GO): cytoplasm
Source: RefSeq, a predicted model, not a curated record